GUGGGUUCGCCGUGUCCAGUUUGAAGACGCUGCAGCAGUUCAACAGCCAGAAUGCCUCCGCCUUGGCAAACAAGUCGCCAGACCAGCAGACGCAGAGUUUGUCGGACCAGCUCGCAGUACAGCGCAAGCGACUGGAGGGAAAGCAGAAGGACGUGGCCUGGCACCUCGAGGAGAUUGAGAGGCUCACAGAGAAGUACCAGACGGUUGCCAAUGAGUGCAAUAACAUCUACAAGGAACGCCAGCACCUCGAGAGCCAGCUCAGGGUCGCAGCGAAGGCGGCGGCCCAACAGGCUGGAGGUGCAGAUGGCGAAGCAAUUAGGGCUUCACCUGACACGCUCGAGGAUUAUAUCAUGGCGAAGCUCCCUCCUGGAGCGGAGAUCAGCCCCGACUUCAAGCAGAAGGUCAACGCCAUGGCAACGGAGCGGAGCUCGACUCCGAGUACAUACGGAUGGUCCAUGCGUCGGCAAAGCCAGCAGCUGAUGAGCAACCGCGGGAAGGACAAGCACCGCCAGAACCAGCAGCUGAACCAGCGGCUGAACACCAACCUGCCCCUGAAGGUGCAGCCGCAGUCGCAGUUCCCAGGGGGGAAG
This is a messenger RNA of Prorocentrum cordatum, 590 nucleotides long. Lineage: Eukaryota; Dinophyceae; Prorocentrales; Prorocentraceae. The record is from the annotation of a GenBank genome assembly.